Tribolium madens (black flour beetle) is the source of this 6918-nucleotide messenger RNA. RefSeq names its product FERM and PDZ domain-containing protein 2-like. NCBI's taxonomy places the organism in Eukaryota, Metazoa, Arthropoda, Insecta, Coleoptera, Tenebrionidae. Bases 400 to 3984 code for a protein of 1194 amino acids. Gene Ontology annotation, molecular function: protein binding. Gene Ontology annotation, biological process: positive regulation of hippo signaling. The transcript is spliced from 11 exons. The record is from RefSeq and is a predicted model, not a curated record. Gene Ontology annotation, cellular component: cytoplasmic side of apical plasma membrane; cytoskeleton.
UCAAUUUUUUCCGGCUCAUUUCCACGGACGUUUGUUGUGAUUUUCCAGAAAAGACGCACUUUUGACUCGAUAAAGUCGGAAAUUAAAUAAAAUUGGUGAGGUGGAUGUGUACGGUUCAUUUGUUGCAUUCACCGGAAGGGUGGCUGUUGGUAAUGUUGUGCGUUGAUGCUUUUAUUGGCUGACGACACAGCCUGUGAUGCGACUGCUUACGUGGAACUCCCUCAUCAUGUUCGACAUCGUCUUCGUGUUCUUCUUAUUCCUGGUGGGGGUCACAUGUCUCGUGUACUACCUGCCAGGGAGACGACCUGAACCUGAAGACAGACCGCUGCAAUGCUAUGUCACCGUCACGUCGGCGGACGUCCAAGGAUCGCCCGUUGAUCACGUCUAGAAAAUGGCCACAUGUCGAGGUCCCGUAUCAGAGAAGCUCGUCUUCAUGGGGGUCCAAGUUUGGGGCAACUCUUGACGGCACGUCCCUCGGGACUUACCGAGCCCGAGUGUUGGGCUAUCUUGUGUCAAGCCGUUCAAGCACUGCAAGAUUUAUUCUUAUCUGAUGGUGCCUCAGGUGAUUCAUGCAUUCCUUUGGUAACACCGUCUACCCUCAUACUGUCGUCGAGGGGAAGGGUGAAACUAUGUCAGAGCAGUACAGUAUUUGGAUGUGGUCCCCCAGCACACCUGGCGGGUUAUUUAGCGCCUGAAUACAGGCCCAACAAACAAUGCUCAGACACGGAGACGGAAAAGAUGUGGAUAUAUGCCCUGGGGGAAACUCUAAAAAGGGUCACUUUAACGAGCCAUUCUGCCACUUUACGACUGAGUAAUGAACUGUAUCAAGUGUUGGUUGACAUGACCAAAGUGCAAGUGGCUGCGAGGGCGUCUCUCAUGUAUCUAUUAGAGGUUAUUUCUGACUACUGCAAGCGACGUCAACAAAACCGCCCUUUUUCUCACAUCGUCAUGGAUUUGCAUCAGGAAGCAAUGGCAGCUGUGGAAUUAGCCCUCGACACCCCUUGGGGACCCCCAGCUAUGCCCGAAUUACGUCCCAGAACCAGGAAUAGAAGUGAAUCGAACACAGAGGGGAUUGGUACAAUCCCCCGCCGCUGGAUCGGCCUGACGCGCCCCCACGACCCCAUCCUGAAACUGACAAAAGAAGCCAGCACCAGCAUGGAGGACCUGUCUUUCUCCAUGCCGAUUUCCAACGCCCCCGGCUCACUCGUGCGCCCCAAAUCGAUGUGUGUGCCUGACAUGCGAUACUUUAACAAUGAUCUACCUAAGGAUUUUCAAUUUUGCGGGAGUGCGACGAACAGAUUGAGUGAUUUAGCCACCGGUUCGGACGUUUAUUGCGGGAAAAAUUCCAAACUGAGUCGGGGAGAGCGUCUGGAUGGUGGUAAUAGUGGCAGAAGACCGAGGAUGAGGCGAAAUCCGGUGCAAAGGGCCGCGUCCAGACUUUACCGUGCCAGUGUUGACGUGCCGAGGGACUGUGUUGGGCCGGAAUUCGUUGUGAGGGCUUCGCUGCCAAGUAAGCAGAUUACUAUGCCCGAUUUCAAAGGACAAAAGAAGCAUGUGACAGUUAUCAUGUUAAAUGGGCAAAAAGUUGACGUUCUCUGCAAUCCCAACACCACCACUGCGGGACAACUGUUCGAGGCAAUAAUCCAGAAAGAACACAUCGAGGAGAACUUCAUGUUGGGUCUUUCGGCAUUAAUCGCUGGCGAUUUUGUUUUUCUCCCAUCAGACACCCGAAUUUGCAAGGCUGUGCAACCUGGCAAUUUGCAAAAUGCUACUCUUACUUUAUUUAUGCGAGUUCGCUUCUUCCUGCCCAGUCUUCGUGGGAUCCGAGGAUUGCAAGCUCGUCAUUUAUUGUAUUUGCAAUUGAGAAGGUCGAUACUUGAACACCAAUUGCCCUGCUCUUUCUCACAGCUUAUCGAAUUGGACGGACUUGCCUUGCAAGCGGAGUUUGGAAAUUACAGCGAGAGGGAGCAUGGGGCUCGGGACUACUUCCUGUUGGAACAUUACGUUCCAGAGACCAUGUCUUGCGCGAUCGAUGACCAGUAUGGUUUGCGUCAAGAAUUGAUCCGGUGUCAUAUAUCCAAAAGGGGAUUAAGUGCGGAAAAGGCUGAACAGGACUUUAUUAUCCUUGCCCAAAGUCUCCCCCAUUACGGUGGACACUUUUACACCGCAACUUGGAUGCUCAAAGACAAUAAUCAGAAAGACGUUUGGCUGUAUAUUAGCGCCCAAGGGAUCAAUCUCUACGAACGUGACAGAUCAGCGAGCAACUGCGGACCACAGCUCUACGAAAUGUUCGAAUGGAGAAGCAUUCAAACUUUGUGUUACAGCAAACAGUAUUUAUGCAUCCUUCCGCAUACUAAAAUCCUCCACGGGUCGAAACUAAAGAAAUACAAACUCAAAAUGGACCACAAAAAGAGUUAUUUCACUUUCCGUCUUGCUUCGUUACACCACCAGUUUUUCCUCCGUCUUCGCACUGAAUACACGUCACUCCAGACGCUCUCCCAACAAUUCGGGAUCCCCCUCAAAGACAUGAAAAACGAAACCAACUCUUUGUGCAAAUUAGAAGCACUGACAAAUUACUUGGACCAGUCGACGGUGAACGCCGAAACCGAAUUCAAAAUCGAAUUUCGGGCCUCUUCGAAGUGCAGUAAAGCAUCAAAUGAGAACAAACUCCGACGGGCAAAAAGUGUAGACAUCAACGAGGAUUACCAAAAUAAGGAAAAUGAGCUCCCUUCUGAACGAAAAACUUCAGGAUUAAUCCUUGAUAGUUGCUAUCUGUCAGGAUUGGGGAAUAUCAAUCCCGAUAAGAGACGCGGAGUUAAAAUGGGGACUCGAAUGUUCAAUAAUCGAGUAUCCAGAUCUAUGGAAGCUAUGAACGCCCCAAGUCACGAUGAUUUAGAAGAGAUGUCGCUGCAAUCUGUCUCUCUUCAUUGCAGUUCCACGUCGAUAUCCAACGAGGCCUACAUUAUAGAUUCUUCGGUGAAAUCCCCCACGAAUCAGUUUCUCCCCGACUUUCAUGAGAGUUUAAGUGAGACUUUGUUGAACAAACUGAAUGAUAUUUCAUUCGAGGAGGAGCGGAUUUUAUCGACAGUUUGUGUCGAGCGCGACAGUAGGGGUAGUUUAGGGCUGCAGAUCACAGAGGGCUCCGAUGGUAACGUCUACAUCCAGUCGGUGAUCCUAGGAGGCCCUGCCCACUUGAGUGGGAAUAUAUUGAGCGGUGAUCAAGUCGUCGCUGUCGAUGGGCGAAGCCUCCUAGGGAUGAAAUACAAAAAUGCCUUAAAUUUGCUAACCAAUACAGGGCAGAAAGUGGAAUUUGUGCUCUCGCGGAGCGUCCAUUCACAAUCGACGCUGCGCAUCACUGAUGGGUGUAAAAUGAACUUAUCAAAUAUCACUGAAUCCCAUUUGAAAAAUCUACGUUUGGAAAACACGAUGAAUAAACUCAAACGCUUAUCGUACCCCAAUUACAACUCAAGUCUACACAGGGUGUUAGUUGGUAGUCCUGUCGAAAAACACGUGACCGAAAGCUGUCUCGACAUUUCAAAUUUUCACAAAUAUGGGUCUAGUAAUACUUCAACGGAAGUGCCAUAUCAUAAACAUAUCCGCUAUGAAAUCGAACCCGAAACCGAGAAUGUGAUGGUGAAGAAGAAUCUACCGCAAAGCAAUACUUCGGUGGCGAGUUUGAACAAGAAUAUUUCCAAAUCGUGCAAUCAAAUCUACGAUACUGACAAAGCUGUUGUUGUCGAUGUUAUACCGAAGAGUAACAACAACUCUAGGUCACUUGAUCGCAAACUUCUCAAGGAAGAUAAUACUAAUUGCAAAGCUACUAUACCGCCUAUAGCGCUACCUCGAAGUUUAGGACUUAGCAGGAAGUGGAGGGGACCGGUCAGGUAUCCAGUAACACCAGUGAAAAAAACCAUGAUGGGUAGUGAUGUAGAAAACCAGACUAAUUACUUGUCCAACUCGGAUGAUGAUCAAGUUUUCAUUUAGUUUUGGAACAAUUUUUUGCUAACUGAAACUGUUUACAGUUCAGUGACUCAUUUUAUUUACAAUUCCUAAGCAAAAUUCGUUUAGAAUUCGACGUUUAAAAAAUAUUUCAAGGUUACAAAGUAUACGUUGUCAAUAACAUAAGUCACAAACGUCAAAUUUUGACUUUUUUGACAAAUACAAUGACAAUUUUUUUGAUUUUUUUUCGAUUUCAGUACCUAGGAAAAAUAAGAAAACAUAUAUUUGUUUUCCUAUUUUAUAUCACUUUUGGGAGUUUAUUGUGAUCGCGAGGUAGUCGAAUUUCAACUUCUUUGACAACUAUGACAGUUAAUGACAAUUAACUGACAAUUCUUUCAUUAAAAAUUACCCAAAUUUGUUCAAAAUUUUAGUUAGAAUUCGACGUUUCAAAGUUUUCACAACUAAGGGAGAAAGUCGGCAACCGAAAGAUGGCACUGACAAUAUCAACAAAAUAGGGAAAACAUAAGCAAAAAGGUUUGAUAGUUACAAACGUCAAAUUUUGACGUAUUUGUCAAAUUCCAAAUGACAAUUCUUUUGCCUAUUUCAGUAAUUACGAAAAAUCCACCAUUUUGCUGAAAAAUACCAAGUUGUUAUGUGUUUUGAUGAACUGACAAAGUCAAAAAAGGGAAACAUAACAUAAAAUUAAAAUUUGACUCUCACAAACGUCAAAUUUUGACGUUUUUGGCAAAUACAGUGACAAUUUUUUGAUUUUUAUUUUUCGAUUUUAGUACCUAGGAAAAGUAAGAAAAUAUAUAUUUGUUUUCCUAUUUUAUAUCACUUUUGAAAGCUUAUUGUGAUCGCGGGGUAUAUUAAAAUUUUUCACAGUCGCAAACGUCGAAUUUCGACUUCUUUGACAAUUAUGACAGUUAAUGACAAUUAACUGACAAUUCUUUCAUUAAAAAUUACUCAAAUUCGUUCAAAAUCUUAAUUAGAAUUUUGACAACUAUGACAGUUAACUGACAAUUCUUUCAUUAAAAAUGACCCAAACUCGUUCAGAAUUUUAGUUAGAAUUCGACAUUUCAAAAAUAAAUGUUUCAAAGUUUCUACCACUAAGGGAGAAAGAUGGCACUGACAAGUUUGACAGUUACAAACGUCAAAUUUUGACGCCUUUGACAAAUAUUAUGACAGUUGAUAAAAAAUAAUUGCCAAUUCUUUUGCCUAUUUCAGUAAUUACGAAAAAUCCACCAUUUUGCUGAAAAAUACCAAAUUGUUAUGUGUUUUGAUGGACUGACAAGGUCAAAAAAGGGAGACUUAACAUAAAAUUAAAAUUUGAUAGUCACAAACGUCAGAUUUUGACGUCUUUGACAUAUAUUAUGACAGUUUAUGACAAUUAACUGACAAUUCUUUUUCCUGUUUCAGUAGUUCCGGAAAAUUCAUCAUUUUUAUUGUUUAUAUUUUUAAUCUCUAACUGUUUGUUUUACUUUUUUUAUCACUUUUGGAAACUUAGCCUGGUAGCAGGGUAUUACCUACUAAAAUUUUUGACAGUCACAAACGUCGCAUUUUAACGUUUUUGAUAAAUAUGACAGUUAAUGGCAAAUCUCUUAUUUACAAUUUGAAAAAAAAAAUGUAUCAAAGUUAUAAAAUACACGUUGUCAGUAACGAAAAAUGGCACUGGCAAUAUCAUGAAACUAGGGAAACAUAACUAAAAAUUAAAAUUUGACAGUUAUUAAUGUCAAAUUUUGACGUCGUUGGUAAGUAUUAAGACAGUUGAUGACGAUUAACUGACAGUUCUUUUUCUUACUUCAGUAAUUAUGAAAAAUCCACCUUGAUUUUAUUUUUAUAACGAGAAAAUGUUUACAUUUUUAAUCCGUAACUAAAAAAGAUUCCAAAUGGUUACGUUUGGUUUUCAUGGUGGUCGCAGGGCAUAUUAAAAUACUUGACAUUUACAAAUGUCAAAUUUUGACGUCUUUGACAAAUAUUAUGAUGUAUUUAAUUAACAAUUUGUUAAUAUACGGUUACUCAUUUUGUAACAAUUCUUUAGCCGAAAUUGGUUUAAAAUUACAGUUGGAGACAAAAUACUUUGGUCGUCAAUGUCACUUGAGUGAGAUUAUAUUGUAAAGAAUGCUAUAGGACUCUUAACAUUAUUUUUAGCUACUGUCAAUGAUAGUUGACAAGUUGUCUGUACAUAUUUUUGAUAGGAAAAUAUAAUAACUGUCAUUAAUUUGAAAUUGUCAUUCAUUUUAACGUUAAAGCUUGAAUUACAUUAAAGUGUCAGAAAAGUGACGACCAAAGUAUUUUGUCUCCAACUGUACAGUUUGAUUUUAAAAACAAAUCUCUCAAGAUUACAAAGUAUACAUUGCAAAUAACUAUAGGAGAAAGUCACUAAUCGAUAGGCGACACUGACUCUGAGAGAACAUAACCAAGAAUUAAAAUUUGACAUUAACAAACGUCAAAUUUCUACGUCUUCGACAAAUAUGACAGUUUGUCAAUUCUUUUCAUUAUUUCAAUCCCUAGCUUCGAAAAAGCCACCAUUUGGCUGAUUUUCUACAAUGAGAAUAUGUUCACAUUUUUAAUCUUUAACUGAAAAGUACCAAAUUGCUAUUUCUUUUACUGUAUUUCAUCACUUUUGGAACCUUAUUUUGGUCGCAGGGUAUAUUAAAUUUAAUGAAAAACAGUACCGGACUUCGUCUUCAAUCCACAUUUUUGGUGUUAUAAAUACACAGAAACGUGCAGGUUUUAUGCUUUUUUGCUAUUUUUCCUCACUUGGGAAACUUAUCGUGGUCGCAGGGUAUAUUAUUAAAUUGACAUUUCCCUUUAGUGUCAGUCUUUGUGUUGUCAAAAUGGUGGAGUGUGAUAAAAGCAAGCCAAAAAAGCCCUCGAAAAAGCCCAAAGCGUCUGCAAACCCGCAAAAAAUUGCACCACUCCUUGAAUUUCCGCAUUUUCUCCGUAUUAUUGGCCCAAAACACAUACGAGUCGUGA